AUGGAGCCGCCUCACCGUGGAACGAGUGCCCUAGAGGCCCCCAUCUACGUGCUGGAGCGGGGAGGGGCAGGGCAGACGGACUCUCCAACGCAAUUUCAGACGGGGCCUACAGCGGGAGGCGAAGAAGCCACAGAGCUCCAAGUGUGCGCUCUGGAGCGCCAGCUUUCCGGUGCCAGCAGCGCCGACUCGGUUAGCAGCGUGUGCGAUCGCAGCGACGAUGGCGGCGGCGGCACCGCCCUGUUUGCCAACCAAGAUCAGGAUGAGCCACCCAUCGGGCAGCAGCAGCCGCCAGUGCCGCCAGUACAGCCGCAGCACCUGGCUGCCACAUUGCGCAGCGCUCAGCAGGCAACGGGCACCCAGCAAGCGGGGGUUGCUAGGGAGGUGGAGGGUCUGACCGCCUCGCCCAAGCACGUGUUCGUGUUCAGCACCGCUGGCAAGCCCAUCUACAGCUACCGAGGAGACGAGUCGCGCUUGGCAGGGUUGAUGGCCACUGCCGAGGCCAUCCUGUCGGUGGCGCACAGCAAGGGCCACACGUUGAAGCACGUCAGGGCUGGUCAACACGUGUUCGCGUUCCUAGAGCGCCCGCCACUGUGCUUGGUGGGGGUUUCAGCCCUGGCAGAGCCACCUGCAGUGAUGCGCAUGCAGCUGAUCCUGGUGCAUGGCCAGAUUGUGUCGCUGCUGACGGCCGCCGCGUUGAGCGCCAUGUUUGCCCGUAACCCCGGCUAUGAUGCUCGCAAGCUGCUGGGCGGUUCUGAAGGCAUGCUGUCAGCAUUAGUCGAUUCCUUCACUGCCGUGCCGGCGGUUCUACUGGGCGCCUACCCCUCACUGCCGCUGUUGGGUGGGGCCACCAAUGCGGUCCACGGGCUGGUGGUUGCGCACGGCGCAGUGGGUGCUGCGUGUCCGGCAGCGGGGGUAGCACCCAUGCAGCAGUGGGAUGUGCUGCUGCUACUGAACCUGCUGGGCGCCAACCAGUCGUUCCGGCACUCGGGCGAGGCCAUGACCCCCCGCCUGCAGCAGCAGUUGGAGGCGGUGGGCACGCUGCAGGCUGUUGUGCAAUGCGCCGAGCAGGAUGGUGUGACGCAGCAGGGCACCAAUAGCGGCAGCCGAAGCAGCAGGAGCAGCAAGACACUUCUGGCUGCUCAGAACUUGCCUGCCACAGCGGGUGGCGGUCCCUUUGGCUUCACCCCGCUGCUUCACUUUGUCUACAAGCUCAGCGGGCGGCAGCAGUACGUGAUGAGCCCAUUCAGCCUGCCGCUGGUGGCAGGAGGGCUGCAUCAGUCCAUAAUCGUCGCCUACUCCCAGCUGCGAGCGUCCAUGUUUGAGAGCAGUACUGGCGCCGCUGGCCCUCUGCAGCUGCUACGCUUUGAGAGGCGGUCGCGCUUUGUCAUUCUGGGCGCAGUGAGCGCCGAGACGGAGCUCUACAUGGCUUUUGACCCGUUGACUGACAAGGCAGAGGCGGCAGGAAACUUGACUCUGACCUCCUGCCGCCAGCUGUCUGCCAACUCAUGUGGCGCCGCCGCCGCGGGCGACGUGGCUCUGCAGGCAUUUUUCAUCCCUGGAUAUGACUUCGCAGGACUGGCCUCCCCCAUCCUGGGCAUGCUCUUCCCCAUCUACCAGAGCAUGCGAGCCCUUGAACAAAAGAAAAGGGAGCAGGAGACGCAGGGAGCCACCAUGGUGUACCGCCUGUUUGUCCGUCCCUUCCUGCUGGCAUUGGCGGAAAAGGCGCGUCGUGUGCCGGCGAUGGAGCCGUACGUGCGUGAUUUCACCCGUGCCGCCAAGGAGGAGCCUCCGCCAGUCACUCUGGAAGGUGCGCCUGGCACUGGCCGGUGGCCGUGA
Molecule: messenger RNA, 1836 nt
Organism: Chlorella variabilis
Lineage: Eukaryota; Viridiplantae; Chlorophyta; Trebouxiophyceae; Chlorellales; Chlorellaceae
Exons: 15
Coding region: 1-1836 (611 amino acids)
Biological process (GO): vesicle-mediated transport; protein targeting to vacuole
Source: RefSeq, a predicted model, not a curated record